AGCAUUAAGCCCCUUAGCAGUUUGUCUCUUAAGGGCCUUCGACACAACCUUACCAAACGUUAUAAAACCACGCACUGGCAAGUGAAUUGAUUUAAAAAACUCAAACCCAUGAACGCGAACGAAAUUUUUUCAUGACAAUUAUGACAUUUCGUUUUCUGUAAAUAAGCGGGCAAAACCAUGGCAAAACUGCUUUAGAUUACAGAUUUCAUUAAUAAAUUACAUUAAUUAUGGCUGAUGUGAAAAUUAAAGUAACAUUCGUUAUUCCUAAACAUUGUAGCAACGAAAAUGACUGUUCCGAAGACAUGCUUAUUGCCUAUACGGCAUGUGAAAAUCAUCGUGGGGGAGGGCUCCAAGCACAGUGGGCGCAUGAGAACUCACUCACAUUUGACCAACCACCCAUGAAAAAUGACAUUUUCGUGUUAUCAGAGUUUGAAGGGGAAUUGUAUGAGACGUUGAAAGCUACAAAGUGUUUAGUGGUUGGUCCACGAUGCUUGUCCUGCUCUCUGACCGAGGGCAGCCCCAUCCCAGCAAAAGGACAUCCCGUGUACACAGUAGCAAUGCGGGGUUUGAUUGUUACCCUCAGUGGACUUUCAAAGGAAUCAAAGAUAAACAUAAAGCAGAAGAUAGAAUGGAUGGGAGGCAUAUACAGCGCGGUCUUAUCGUCAGAGACCACGCAUUUGAUCGCCAACAACGUGUUCUCCGACAAAUACAUAAAAGCAGCAGAACGCGGAAUACCAGUAAUGAAAGAAUCCUGGGUCACCGCAGUCUGGGACGCCUCUCUCAAACUGGACAUCAACGGUGGCUCAUCAGAAUUCAACGCACACCGCUUGCCUCCAUUCGCCAACUUGCAGAUCACCACAUCGGGAUUGAAUAGUCAUGACAAGAAACUGAUUAUGAAGCUGGUUAAUGCUAAUGGAGGUGACUUUUCAAGGGUGUUUUUGAGUCAGACAACUGAUGUUUUGGUGCUGACCAAGGACUCGACAUCUAGCGAAAAAUACAAAGCUGCCAUAGAGUUCGGCAAGGUAUGCGUGAACCCUCACUGGGUAAAGGAUUCCGCAGCUCUGGGCUUCGCUCUCCCAGUGUCGCGGUACAAAGUCACCUCCACUAUUACGUCGUCGCCGGUCGGUAACCGACCUGUGCCGGACAUGAGUUUAAAUCUUACGAGAAUAACGAAAGAAGGACAGCCUAAUAAUUUCGUUGAUGAAAGUAAAAUGGCGGAAUCCAUGAUGCUAUCAGGAACCUCAAAGUUGCAAGAGUCCAAGAGAGAUUCAAAUGUGGAUGAAAUUCAGAAAGCGUUCGAAGCUUUUGACGUCGCAGCCAUCAAAAAGGCAGGCCCUAUUUUUGAUGGAUUUUGUAUUUGGGUCAGUGGUCUGGACGGGAUGCCUCGCGAGCGUGCUUGGGCGUGCGUUUCGAAAGCUGGAGGCACGAGGUACGACGGGCCGAAUUCAAGAGUAACGCACGCUGUGUCGUGGGGCGCGGCGGCGGCGGCGGCGGCGGCCGCGCUGCCCGCCGUGCCGCUGCUGUCGCCGCUGUGGCUCGUGCGGAGCGUCGAGGCCGGAAGGGUGUUGGACGAGGCCGAGUUUCUCAUAAACACCGAACCGGCCACACCACGUAAAGCAAGUCAACCUCCCAUAGCAGCCGCGUCUCCUAUGAGCAAACGGACGUUGCAACUAUUACUACCCCCACCAGAGCCUAUAGUCGAAGAACAACCACAACGGGAUCAUAUCGUCGAUCAUUAUCUUAGUCAACACUUGUCACAGCAACAGGCAGCCGAAGCAAGCACAUCACCAGAACCGGUAAAGAAGGAAACUUCUCGAAACGAUGACGACACAGCCGUUGAGUUCACGCAGUCGGAAAAUAUAUUUAAAGACUUAAUAUUCGAAGUGCAAGGCCUAGAAGAUGAAGCGAUAUGCGAGAUUGGGGCGGAAAUCCGAGCGGAGGGAGGGAUGCUAGCGGCGGCGGGCGCGGGCGGCACCCACGUGCUGGUGCCGCUGGACUUCGACCACAGCCAGCUGGUCACUAAGAGUGCUGAAGCGGUUACUGUGUUCUGGGUGAAAGACUGCCUCUCCCAGCAAGCGUUGACUCCCAUCGAAUACUACCACCGCCCCGUGCACCUCAAGUCCCCGGCCUCCAACCCGCUGCACGGGGUCGUGGCGUGCUUGAGCACUUACAGCGGGGUUGAACGGGCCUUUCUAGAUGAACUGGCUAAACUUUGCGGCGCUGUUAUGCAACAACGCUUCUGCCGCCGCAGCAACUCCAGCGCGCUCGCCUCCACCCACCUCAUCUGCCCCGAGCCCGGCGGCGCCAAGUACUGCGCCGCCAGGAAGUGGGGCGUGCCCGUCGUGCGCGCCGGCUGGCUGCUGGCCUGCGCGCGCAGCGGCGAGCGGCCGGGCGAGGCGGAGCAUGCCGUGCUGCCCGAGGCUGCAGCGGCGAGCGGCCGGGCGAGGCGGAGCAUGCCGUGCUGCCCGAGGCUGCAGGUAACUAGUACUGCCCGCCAGGGGGCGGGGCUCCCCGUGGUCCGCGCCGGCUGGCUGCUGGCCUGCGCGCGCAGCGGCGAGCGGCCGGGCGAGGCGGAGCAUGCCGUGCUGCCCGAGGCUGCAGCGGCGAGCGGCCGGGCGAGGCGGAGCAUGCCGUGCUGCCCGAGGCUGCAGGUAACUAGUACUGCCCGCCAGGGGGCGGGGCUCCCCGUGGUCCGCGCCGGCUGGCUGCUGGCCUGCGCGCGCAGCGGCGAGCGGCCGGGCGAGGCGGAGCAUGCCGUGCUGCCCGAGGCUGCAGCGGCGAGCGGCCGGGCGAGGCGGAGCAUGCCGUGCUGCCCGAGGCUGCAGGUAACUAGUACUGCCCGCCAGGGGGCGGAGCUCCCCGUGGUCCGCGCCGGCUGGCUGCUGGCCUGCGCGCGCAGCGGCGAGCGGCCGGGCGAGGCGGAGCAUGCCGUGCUGCCCGAGGCUGCAGCGGCGAGCGGCCGGGCGAGGCGGAGCAUGCCGUGCUGCCCGAGGCUGCAGGUAACUAGUACUGCCCGCCAGGGGGCGGGGCUCCCCGUGGUCCGCGCCGGCUGGCUGCUGGCCUGCGCGCGCAGCGGCGAGCGGCCGGGCGAGGCGGAGCAUGCCGUGCUGCCCGAGGCUGCAGCGGCGAGCGGCCGGGCGAGGCGGAGCAUGCCGUGCUGCCCGAGGCUGCAGGUAACUAGUACUGCCCGCCAGGGGGCGGGGCUCCCCGUGGUCCGCGCCGGCUGGCUGCUGGCCUGCGCGCGCAGCGGCGAGCGGCCGGGCGAGGCGGAGCAUGCCGUGCUGCCCGAGGCUGCAGCGGCGAGCGGCCGGGCGAGGCGGAGCAUGCCGUGCUGCCCGAGGCUGCAGGUAACUAGUACUGCCCGCCAGGGGGCGGGGCUCCCCGUGGUCCGCGCCGGCUGGCUGCUGGCCUGCGCGCGCAGCGGCGAGCGGCCGGGCGAGGCGGAGCAUGCCGUGCUGCCCGAGGCUGCAGCGGCGAGCGGCCGGGCGAGGCGGAGCAUGCCGUGCUGCCCGAGGCUGCAGGUAACUAGUACUGCCCGCCAGGGGGCGGGGCUCCCCGUGGUCCGCGCCGGCUGGCUGCUGGCCUGCGCGCGCAGCGGCGAGCGGCCGGGCGAGGCGGAGCAUGCCGUGCUGCCCGAGGCUGCAGCGGCGAGCGGCCGGGCGAGGCGGAGCAUGCCGUGCUGCCCGAGGCUGCAGGUAACUAGUACUGCCCGCCAGGGGGCGGGGCUCCCCGUGGUCCGCGCCGGCUGGCUGCUGGCCUGCGCGCGCAGCGGCGAGCGGCCGGGCGAGGCGGAGCAUGCCGUGCUGCCCGAGGCUGCAGCGGCGAGCGGCCGGGCGAGGCGGAGCAUGCCGUGCUGCCCGAGGCUGCAGGUAACUAGUACUGCCCGCCAGGGGGCGGGGCUCCCCGUGGUCCGCGCCGGCUGGCUGCUGGCCUGCGCGCGCAGCGGCGAGCGGCCGGGCGAGGCGGAGCAUGCCGUGCUGCCCGAGGCUGCAGCGGCGAGCGGCCGGGCGAGGCGGAGCAUGCCGUGCUGCCCGAGGCUGCAGGUAACUAGUACUGCCCGCCAGGGGGCGGGGCUCCCCGUGGUCCGCGCCGGCUGGCUGCUGGCCUGCGCGCGCAGCGGCGAGCGGCCGGGCGAGGCGGAGCAUGCCGUGCUGCCCGAGGCUGCAGUACUGCCCGCCAGGGGGCGGGGCUCCCCGUGGUCCGCGCCGGCUGGCUGCUGGCCUGCGCGCGCAGCGGCGAGCGGCCGGGCGAGGCGGAGCAUGCCGUGCUGCCCGAGGCUGCAGGUAACUAGUACUGCCCGCCAGGGGGCGGGGCUCCCCGUGGUCCGCGCCGGCUGGCUGCUGGCCUGCGCGCGCAGCGGCGAGCGGCCGGGCGAGGCGGAGCAUGCCGUGCUGCCCGAGGCUGCAGACUCGUCUCACGUUCAGCAGAAUACACUAGUAAACGCAGCAGAAACACCUGAACCCAAAAGAAGUAUUCCUCAACCUGAAGAAAAACCAGAACCACAAACAGAAACACCGGAACCGGAAAAAAGACCUAAACCGAAAUCCAAAACUCCAGAACCUGAACUGAAGAGCAAAACACCAGAACCUCAAGAUUUAGAUGCAAAUGUGGGGCCUGAAUUCGAACAGAUACCUCCCGAAGUUGGUACCGCUGUGUCGCCGCUGCAGACCAAGAAAAAGUUUACUGUCAAUACUAAUAAAAACGAGCAAUUUGAGGGUAUGUCCCCCGCGUCGAGAUUCAUCGCGAUGCGUCGCAUGGGAAUGUUCAGUGACCAUGACGACAGUUCCAAGGAAAACACACCGAAGAGACCUGGAAACGAAUCUGACAGCGAGAUCCUCUCAAGCCCCAACCUGAAAGGCUUCAGUCCAAACACGAGGAAAAAUCUACAAGCCAUCAGGAGAGGCGAAAUACCUGAUGGACCAAUCAAGACGCCUAAUAAUCCAUUCGACAACAGGAUCCCGACGCCGGACAGCGCCUUCGGCGCCGCGCUGCGGCCCGGCCGCCCGCGCAUGUCCGUCGACGCGCGCAAGCUGCUCUGGGAGUUCGUCGACGGCCUGCCUACUAAUGAAUCCCGUACUGAAAUGGAAACGCCGCCGUCCAAAAUGGCAAAAUUCACUGAAGAUCAGUGUGCGGGUGGAGCAAGAAUACCAGACAUACAGACCACCCCUCUAGCUCCCAAGCCAGUUCAAGACUCUCGACCCAGCGUGGUUCCGUUAGAAGUAGAUGAACAGCUACAACGGCUCAAUGUGGUGCUCACGGGGAGGCGGACUCCUCGGCGCGUGAGCAGGGUGCAGCCGCUGCCAGAGAAGCCUGCAGACAUGGAGUACGAGUCCGGACCAGAGUCCCAACCCAACACCGUCGGCUGGGACGACACAACGCCAUCACAAAAGGAAUCUUUUGAAUCCAGCAAACCCCAUACCACCGUCACAACUCUAGACAAAUCAGAUAAAACUAAAAGUAAUAUAGAACCGAAAGAAAAUAAUGCAAGUAGUGAAAUCAAUGUAGAAAAAGAUAGUUCUAAAAUGGUAGUAAAUGUGUCAAAUAGUGUAUUGAAAGUGGACAAAGCUGUGGAAGCGAAGAGAGAAGAGAAGAGAACCGUGAAGAAUUUUAUGCUGUCUUCGAAUGUUGAUAACCGCGAAGAGACAGUAGAAAUGAUCCUCCGGCUCGGCGGCCUGGUGACCGACCUGGACGACGACGAGGCGGGGCGCGCCGCGCCGGCCACGCACCUGCUGUGCGCGGCGCCGGCCCGCAGCCAGCGCGUGCUCAACUGCAUCGCCGGCGGCUGCUGGGUGCUGCACCCCGCCUACGUGGCCAGGAGCGCCGCCCACGGCACCUUCCUGCCCGAAGAAAACUUCGAAUGGGGGAACCCCGUCGCGAGCUGCCUGCCGCCAGUGAGCGGCGGGGAGCGCGUGCUGGCCCUCGCCGCGCACCGCUGGCGGACCAGGCGCGCCCGAGGGCAACCUGGGCCGUUCGCUGGCGUCGUAGCACUCUUACAUGCGCCCGAACAGAGGAGGAAAUUGCUGGCGAGAUUAGUGAAAGCUGGAGAAGGGACUGUUGUGGACGAAGAACCCCCAUACACCGACGAAACCAUCAACGUCUGCUUCGCCGACCCGAAGCGCUACCCGAUGAAAGAGCGAGACAGGGCAUGGCUCGUGUCUCGUCGCGUCCCUGUCUGCGCCUCCAUACUUCUUAGCGCGUUUCUGACGGAAGAAAAUCGUCCGGAUUUGAACCAGCACUGUUUAUCUGAGUUUAGACAAUAACCCCAGAUAGGUAUGCCAUAAGCAAAUGUAUCUUAUGCGUAACCAUAAUAUGCAGUUUAUAAGCUUGUAUUCUAGCCAAUUUAAACCAAGCUACCAUUCCGAAAAAAAAAGAAAAUACCAUCAAAUUGUUGCCAUGAGAUAUACACACAAAAACAAUGAAAAUGAGUCACUUUAUUAAGGAAAUGUCUUUACAAAAUUACCCUAAAUUGCUCUUAAAGGUGCAUUACCUUUUGUCCCAGUCCUACAUGUCCAUGAGGCGAGUACACAAGGGAAUGAUGAAUGCACUUAUUCCCAUCUGUGUCCGGCGGGGACAAAUAGGAAUACAACCUCAUGACACAGAUUAUAUGUAUGUUGAAAUGUGAGAUCAGCUACAUUUACUUAAAACUAGUUAAAAGUUAGACCUAUUUGUAGAUUUAUUAGGGCGUUUAUAGGUAAUAUAAGAUAAUGUUAAUUUGUCCUACUUCGCAGGAACGAAUAGAGUAUUGCAGAAGAAUAUGAUGACAUUUUGGGAUGACUGACUAAUACCAAAGAUAAUUUGAAAUAAAACUUUGUAGCCACCUAAAUUUACUGCCAUCUUUCAACACAUAAUUAAAACUUUUAGAACGCCAUUUAACUUUGAUGCUUAUUCUUUCACUGAUAUGUGUAAAAACUUGUGUCGAAACGAUGCCGCCAUACCUUUGGCCUUUGAUCUAUUAGAUGGCGUUACAUUUUGAUAUUUAGUGAAAGAAUAAGGAUCAAAGUCAAAUGUCGUUCUAAAAGUUUUAAUCAUUUGUCGAAAGAUUAGUAAAUGUUUUCAGGCUGCAAAUUUUUCUUUGACAAUUCACCUCUAUUUCAAAUUCUCUUUGCUAAUACAUAUUCUAAUGGAAAUAUUUUAACUUGAGGUCAAUACUAGUAAGUGUGGUUGACCUUCACAUUGGGGCCUAUUUACACAUUCAUUAAUGUUUAUUGCACGUUCAUACAUUUCCUACUUGCUGUUUGCAUUUAUUGGCAAAUGUGUGAACUCUCACUAAAUACGAAUCAAUGUGUAAAUAGAUCCCAAUUAGGUGGCAAAUGUGUGAACUCUCACUAAAUACUUAUCAAUGUGUAAACAGGCCCCAAUGUGUGAACUCUCACUAAAUACUAAUCAAUGUGUAAACAGGCCCCAAUGUAACUUUCACUAAUAACUUAUCAAUAUGUAAACACGCUCCAAUGUGGCGGCUAAUGUGUGAACUUUCACUAAAUACUUAUCAAUGUGUAAACAGGCCCUAAUGUGAAGGCCAGGCACACUUAUCCUGCAGCCACGCUUACCCGUAUUGACCUUACAUGGUUAUGAUGGGCAUUAGACUAUCUGGGAGCUCUUUAAGAAUAUGACUGCUAUAUGAUUAACAAGUAAUAAUAUUCUAUCAUCAUAGUUUUUUUUUUUAAAUAUGACUUUAAUUCCAUAGUUCUUGUAAUAUUAAACAUAAUUUAAUAUAAUAAUUGUAUAGUUUUGGUUAAAAUGUAUUUUAAGUUAAGUUUUAAAAUACGAAUUCAUUCAUUUCUCAAAAAUAUGCAUUGAUGAUAUGACAUCGAAACAAUUAUGCUGUAACAUAUUUUUGAGUGUUUGAGUGUUUUGUAUUAUUUACAAUAUUUGACUGUAUUAUAUACUUAAACACGUUAUUUUGACAUUCAAUAUUUCACCUUAAAUCCGUAUAGAUAUAAAACUUAGUUAAAAAUAGUUAAAAAUAUUGUAUCACAAUUGUUCCUAAUAUCGCAGUAAAUUAGUUUGACAUAA
Messenger RNA from Cydia pomonella (codling moth), 8013 nucleotides. RefSeq lists its product as uncharacterized. The coding region runs from base 228 to 6260 and encodes 2010 amino acids. NCBI's taxonomy places the organism in Eukaryota, Metazoa, Arthropoda, Insecta, Lepidoptera, Tortricidae. Gene Ontology annotation, biological process: DNA replication initiation; mitotic G2 DNA damage checkpoint signaling; mitotic DNA replication checkpoint signaling. The transcript is spliced from 36 exons. The record is from RefSeq and is a predicted model, not a curated record.